GGACACACAUCUUCUGGGAGAACCUGGAAUUCGUAAUAAUGCGGCGAUGUGGCAUCGUACUUUGGACAGCGGUCAGGCGGAAUGUCUGAGUGACUGACGACAUGGGUGUGAAUGCAUCGAGCUACCCGCACUCGUGUUCCCCAAGGGUUGGGGGAAAUGCACAGACGCAGCAAACCUUUAUAGGAACAUCCUCCUACUCCCAGCAAGGCUAUGGCUACGAAUCGAAGCUCUACAGCCUGGAGCAUGGACACGAAAAACCCCAAGACAAGAAAAAGAAAACCUCCGGCCUGGCCACGCUCAAGAAGAAAUUCAUCAAGCGUCGGAAGACGAGCCGCUCCGCUGAUCACGCCAAGCAGAUGCGGGAGCUGCUCUCCGGGUGGGAUGUCCGAGACGUUAAUGCACUUGUGGAGGAAUAUGAGGGAACAGCAGCCUUAAAAGAGCUAUCCUUACAGGCCAACCUGGCCCGGCCAGAGACCAGGACUUUACAGAAGGACAUGGCUGACUUGUACGAGUACAAAUACUGUACGGACGUUGAUUUAAUAUUCCAGGAAACGUGCUUUCCUGUCCACCGUGCCAUAUUGGCAGCAAGGUGUCCAUUUUUUAAGAAGCUGCUCUCGUCCUCUCCGGAAUUUGGGGCAGAAAUCAUUAUGGACAUUAACACGGCUGGCAUAGACAUGCCAAUGUUCUCGGCCUUGUUACACUACCUGUAUACGGGCGAGUUUGGCAUAGAGGACUCCAGGUUCCAGAACGUGGAUAUCCUCGUUCAGCUUAGCGAGGAAUUCGGUACACCAAACUCGUUGGACAUUGAAAUGCGUGGACUGUUCGAUUACAUGUGCUACUACGACGCGGUGCUUAGCUUUUCCUCUGACUCUGAGCUGGUGGAAACGUAUGGCGCUCAGAGCUGCCUGGAAGAGGAGCUCCGAGCGCACAAGGCGGUUCUCUCAGCGCGUUCUCCGUUCUUCCGCAACUUGCUGCAAAGGCGAAUACGGACUGGGGAGGAGAUUACCGAUCGGACUUUAAGGACUCCGACUAGAAUCAUUCUAGACGAAUCCAUCAUACCAAAAAAAUAUGCAAAGGUCAUUUUGCAUUGUAUGUACACGGACGUAGUGGACCUGUCCUACGUCUUGCACUGUAGCCCAUCCAUCGGGAGCCUGAGCGAAGUUCAGGCUCUGGUAGCAGGAAAGCCCAACAUGACCCGGGCGGAAGAGGCCAUGGAGCUCUACCACAUAGCACUGUUUUUAGAGUUUAACAUGCUGGCACAAGGCUGUGAAGAUAUCAUAGCGGAGAGCAUUUCUCUGGACACAUUAAUUGCCAUCUUAAAAUGGAGUUCUCAGCCGUACGGCUCCAACUGGGUCCACCGGCAAGCUUUACACUUCCUCUGCGAAGAGUUCAGCCAGGUCAUGAUCUCCGACGUCUUCUACGAGCUCAACAAGGACCAUCUGCUGACCGUCAUCCAGUCGGACUAUCUGCAGGCAAGCGAACAGGAUGUCCUGAAAUAUCUUAUAAAAUGGGGGGAAUAUCAACUGAUGAAGAGGAUUGCUGACAGAGAACCUAAUCUCUUGAGUGGAACGGCGCACAGCGUGAACAAGCGAGGGGUGAAGAGGAGAGACCUGGACGUCGAGGAGCUACGGGACAUCUUGUCUCCUCUGUUGCCAUUUGUCCGCAUUGAACACAUCCUACCUAUGAACAGUGACGUGCUGACUGACCCUAUGAAGAGAGGUCUGAUCAGCACUCCCCCAGCAGACAUGCUGCCGACUUCAGAUGUGGGCAAAUCGAACUCAUGGCUGCGGCAGAAGAAUGCAGGCAUAUAUGUCAGACCUAGACUGUUCUCGCCUUAUGUAGAGGAGGCCAAGUCUGUGCUGGAUGAGAUGAUGGUGGAGCAGACAGAUUUGGUUCGGCUAAGAAUGGUUCGAAUGUCUAACGUUCCUGACACACUGUACAUGGUAAACAACGCCGUGCCGCAGUGCUGUCACUUGAUCAACUACCAGCAAAUGAACAGUAGCCAGACAAACCCUCCUACUGUAGUAGCCAAUGAAAUACCAGUUCCCCCACUUGGAAUUGUGAGAGAGAUGAUCAGACGCCUGCAGGAGCUUCGACACAUGGAGCAAGUUCAGCGCGCGUACGCCUUAAACUGUGGAGAAGGUGCUACUGUCAGUUAUGAGAUUCAGAUCCGGGUUUUGAGGGAAUUCGGUCUAUCUGAUUCCGCUGCAGAGCUGUUACAGAAUCCUCACAAGUUCUUCCCAGACGAGCGGUUUGGAGAUGAGAGUCCUCUUCUGACGGUGCGCCAGUCCGGGAGAUGCAGGAUUAACAGCACCCCUGCCGCGGAAACCAUGUUUACGGACAUAGACUCUUACGUGGCCUUCCAUCCUCCGUUACCUCCACCACCACCUCCUUACCACCCGCCCGCCACGCCAAUACACAACCAGUUAAAAGUGGGCUGGAAGCAGAGGGUGCCCAGCCAGCAUCCCUCCCGCUCCUUCUCCUACCCCUGCAACCAUUCAUUGUUCCAUUCCCGUACUGUCCCUAAAGCAACCCCACCCUCUUACCUGCCUGGCGUCAAAACCAUCCCCCCUGAUUGCACUAACACUGGCCUUGGCAGGCAGACCGUAGCAGCAGCUGCAGCAGCUGCCCUAGCAGCAGAGCAGCAAGCGUGUGGCGAGCCAGUUCUGAAUGAGUUUAUGCCGGACAUCGCGAUGGGCGUUUCCAGCAUGUCGCUGAAAGACAGGAGGCUGCCAGAAUUGACCAUCGAUAGCCAGCUAAGCCAGCAGGUGUCGGACAUGAUGCCGGUCCCCGCCCAGCACCACACAUACGUCCCAAGCAGACAUAUGCACAGUUCCCGGAAAAAGCAAACCAUGGAGCCAAAAAUUGAUUCCCGCGACAGCCAGCCGGAAUAUCCGGAAUUCUACAACUUCUCCAAUUCCGCGUGCCGACCGUCUACACCCGUGCCGAGCAGGCGCUCCCCUUUGACUUCGCAGGGCAUUUAUUUUGGUCCCGAUCUGUACAGUCACAGCAAACCUCCGCCGAGCGGAUUAAAAUCCGCUUACCAUCCCAACCAGAUCUCCCCAAAAAAGCAAGACGAUCCAAGGAGGGAUUACCUGUUCUCGCAAGACAGUCACCCCCACAGGCAAAAGAAUGAACCCUUACACCUCGAUGUCUUAGAACAGCCGCCACAGAGACUGGAUCUGGCGCUGGCCGCGCAAGAGGGUACCAGCUCUCACCACGGCCGGGGCCGAACGAAAAUGGAGUCCGACCUGACAUAUGGGCUCACCGCUAGCAGACCCCCUCACUCUGCCUACGGUUCCGACCGGCAGGAGGAGCGAUCAUUCAGGAGGAUUACAGACAGUGACCACCUGGAUCACUCGACACAGAGGAACAUGGACCUAGAGCGGGAUGACACCGUAGGCAGGGAAAGAAGGUCUCCCAAUAAACCCGACUUUCUCUACAAAAAAUCAGCCCUUUGAUACAAUAACCUCUCAACGUGAUCUCCGUGCCUAAAACUACACCACCUUCCUUGGGUUUAAUUCCAACUGACGUCAUUCUACGCUUUGCUCUAUAUUUUCCUUUCCUCGUAGCUGGCCUCGGCCUCAUUUACAGCAGACGUUUAAUUUUUGCAGAUAUA
This is a messenger RNA of Nanorana parkeri, 3619 nucleotides long. It is a transcript of the gene BTBD7, whose product is annotated as BTB domain containing 7. NCBI's taxonomy places the organism in Eukaryota, Metazoa, Chordata, Amphibia, Anura, Dicroglossidae. The transcript is spliced from 11 exons. The record is from RefSeq and is a predicted model, not a curated record. Gene Ontology annotation, molecular function: protein binding. Gene Ontology annotation, biological process: morphogenesis of a branching epithelium. Bases 102 to 3461 code for a protein of 1119 amino acids.